AUGGAUAUAUGGCAGGUUCAAUCAAAAGUGACAGAUUCUUGGAUGUGGAGGCAAUUGCUCAAAGUUAGAGAUAUGGUACUCAACAGAUUUGGUGGCAGGAAUAAUCUACAGAGUGCUAUAGAAAACUGUCAUAUAAAUGGAAAAUUACGGAUUUCAGCUAUAUAUAAUGCACUGACCCUUCCAGCAACUUAUGCUGCAUGGUCGGAUACCAUUUGGGGAGGCUUGCACUAUCCUAAACACUCUGUUAUAUUAUGGCUAAACACCCUCUCCAGGCUGCUGACAAAAGACAGAUUAUGCAAGAUGGGGAUUCUGAAUGAAAAUCAAUGUAUUCUGUGCUCAGCUCAACAAGAAACAAGUAAGCACAUGUUUUUUGAAUGCCAGUUUUCAGCUCACAUUUGGAAUGAAAUCAUGGAAUGGUCUGAUUACUCUUGGAGAUCAUGUAAUUGGGAUCAAAUCAUAAGCUGGUACAGUACAAAUCUGAAAGGAAAGGGAUAUAUGAAGAAGAUAAAGAGAAUGACAUUAUCGGCUACUGUCUAUUGGAUUUGGAAGGAAAGAAACUUAAGAAUUUUCCAAGGGAGAAUGCAUACAUCAGACCAGUUAGUGAGGGAGAUAAAAACUUCAAUUUUAUCUAAGGUGCUUAAAAGGGAGAAUGCAUACAUCAGACCAGUUAGUGAGGGAGAUAAAAACUUCAAUUUUAUCUAA
Molecule: messenger RNA, 702 nt
Organism: Asparagus officinalis (garden asparagus)
Lineage: Eukaryota; Viridiplantae; Streptophyta; Magnoliopsida; Asparagales; Asparagaceae
Exons: 1
Coding region: 1-702 (233 amino acids)
Source: RefSeq, a predicted model, not a curated record